Messenger RNA from Balearica regulorum gibbericeps (East African grey crowned-crane), 527 nucleotides. Lineage: Eukaryota; Metazoa; Chordata; Aves; Gruiformes; Gruidae. The record is from RefSeq and is a predicted model, not a curated record.
AUGAAGCGCUACGGUAUUUUUUGGCAGGCCGUCACGAACCCCAACUGGAACUCCUACACCUUGAACAAUGACAUCACCCUGCUGAAGCUCGCCUCGCCUGCCCAGCUGGGAUCCCGCGUGUCCCCCAUCUGCCUGGCUCCCGCCAACCUGGCUCUGCCCACCAACCUCCAGUGCGUCACCACCGGCUGGGGACGCGUCAACACCAACUCCCAAGCCUUGGCAACGCGCCUGCAGCAGGUAACCCUGCCCUUGAUCUCCCAGAGCCAGUGCACGCAGUACUGGGGCAACCGGAUCACCAGCUCCAUGCUCUGUGCCGGCGGGGUCGGCGCCUCCUCCUGCCAGGGUGACUCUGGCGGACCCCUGGUAUACCAGAACGGGAACGUCUGGACCUUGAUCGGCAUCGUCUCCUGGGGAAACAGCAACUGCAACAUCUACACGCCAGCCAUCUACACCCGCGUGAGCCAGUUCCGAAACUGGAUCGACUACGUUAUUGCUCAGGGAUAGAGCUGGUGCGGAGGGAUCCCGUC